AUGUUCACAAGUUGUCUCAUGACCAACAACUUAUACUGUGUUCAAAUAGACGCACUCAAUUCUGGAUAUCCAUUUUCAUUCUUUAAAAUCAACACCUAUUUGAGCAGCCUCACUUUGGCCUUACAGAAAGGCACCGUAUUUUUCCAAUUGGCGUUAUCGUUUAAUAGAUUUUUUGCCAUCUUCUAUCAAAGUCAAUAUUACCACGUUACUGAGCGCUUGUUACCUCUUCAAGUUUGUUUAUUCUUUGGAAUUCCUUUAGUGCUUUAUGGUGGAAUGCAAACUGGAGUCAAAAUAUGGAACGAUCAAGGAACGACAAGGUAUACUUUCGGUGGUCCACUGUAUGAUCCAAGAAUGGGCGCUUUCACAGUGUUUUAUGUGCGGAAUCGAGAAUGGAGGCAGCACUUGAAAGCCUCUCUUGAGUACGCUUCAGCAGCUGUUGAUAUAAUCAUUUUAUUUCUGGAUUUGACUAUUUUCAAGAAAGUAACCGAACAGCAAAAGCAAAAAGUGUUUCACGCAAACGGAAUUGAGCGUCGACUUUUGAAGCAAGUAAGUACAGAAUUCGUAAUCAUU
Messenger RNA from Mesorhabditis belari, 570 nucleotides. NCBI's taxonomy places the organism in Eukaryota, Metazoa, Nematoda, Chromadorea, Rhabditida, Rhabditidae. The record is from the annotation of a GenBank genome assembly.